UCUCAGUUCCCCCGAGAACCGCGCACAAACAACCCAAGUCCCUAAUAAGGCUUCCGAAAACAAAUCUUGUUUGUCCUUGUUGGACCGGGCCUUACUCAAUUACUUCUCAACUAUCAGAUCCGGCCCAACUCUCAACCCCUACCCAGCUUUCCCCAAAUACAACCGCCUUUUGUGACACGUACUCUCCCUCCCAUUCCCAACUGCCACCUCCGGGUACGCAGUGGCGAAGUACUCAACUCCUCUCUCACUCUUCACCACCCUCACAUCUUCACAAUGUCAACCUCCAACCCAAACACCACCACCGUCCGAUCUCCCAAACCUUAACGCUUCCCAAUGUCCACAACCAUCUCCAUCCGCGACUCCGCCCCCACCGCCGCUAUGGCCGCAGCCAUAUCCUCCUCCGACAUGAAUGGCGGAUUCUACUCCCCAGCCAAAGCCAAAGCCAAAGCCAAAGCCACCAGACCCCUCUUCAGCCCACGCUUCCAGCCAUUUCGGCGUCUCCGCCACCUCUUUUGCCCGCGCAAGCUCAGACUCGUCGCCUCUGUUUUCCUUCUCUGCUUCGUCGUGUUCCUCUCCUCCAGGCUCAGCUCUCUCAUGGGCUGGCUCCCUCCCCAACCCAACUCCUCAUUUCCAAGGGGUGGUGGAUACACUGUUCUGAUAAACACAUGGAAGCAAAGCUCUGCUUUGAAGCAAUCGGUUUCUCACUAUGCCACGUGUGAUGGGGUUGCUUCUAUUCAUGUGGUGUGGUCUGAUAGUGAUCCGCCCUCGGAAACUUUGAAGUCUUGUCUUGAAAAGAUGGUGUUUUCAAAGUCAAGAGCAGCUCAAAAACCUGACUUUAGGUUUGGGAUGAGGCAGGAUGAGGAUUUGAACAACAGGUUCAAGCCGAUUGAGGGGAUGACAACUGAUGCUGUGUUUUUGGUUGAUGAUGAUGUGAUUGUCUCGUGUGACACAUUGGAUUUUGCUUUCGGAGUUUGGCAGUCUGCGCCGAAUGGUAUGGUUGGGUUCACUCCUAGAAUGCAUUGGAUUGAUGAGGAGAAGAGUGGCGUGGCGAAUUAUGAGUAUGGGGGAUGGUGGUCAGUUUGGUGGAUGGGGACAUAUAGCAUGCUGCUUCCGAAAGCUGCAUUCUUUCAUAGGAAAUACUUGGAUUUGUAUACUUACGCUAUGCCCUCAUCCAUUCGUGAUUAUGUCACCAGGGAGAGGAACUGUGAAGAUAUUGCUAUGUCAUUGCUUGUUGCUAAUGCCACCGGUGAACCUCCGAUUUGGGUGAAAGAUUGCUUUGGGAGUCUCUAAGGUCUUCUGCUUUUGAAGAAACAAUCUUUCCGGAAAGAGCCAUGAAAUUGAAGCUACCUCAUGUAGCCUUCUCUGCUUGUGGCCAUAAUAUGGGCCUUACUUCUUACAGACUGCAAGCUGCCAAUUAUGAAGGAAUGAUGUGAACGUAAACAACUUUUGCUUUGUGGUUGUACCUAUAAUUCAAAAGGAGUCGCUGCCUUGGUAAAACUAAAAGGAGUCCCUUUCCUUAAAAAAAUCGAAAAGAGAAGUGCACUGUCUCGUAGGCCCUCCAUUCCCACCAUUAGUCAAAACCUGUUCAAUUCUUUUGGCUACUUUAAUGGCUACUCUUGGCUACUUUUUAUUAUCAAAUCAACUUGGGUCCUUGGAGUCUCCAACUUGUUCUGCUUGUGAAUAAACAGUCUUUCUGAAAAGAGCCAUGAAAUUGAAGCUCUCUAAUUAGGCUCCUUUGCUUUUUACCAUAAUCUUCUAGUUAGUGGUCAGCAUUAGAACACAAGCAAAUAUGUGUACUAAACCGUAGAACCCGCAUAAACUUAAUAAUUAGAACAAUUCAUAGUUGCUUGACGCCGUAUAUUUAAGCUGCCAGUUCUAUGAAAUUCUGUAUGUUGUUGUAUUGCUGUGUUGUGUCGUGUCUG
Messenger RNA from Rosa rugosa (rugosa rose), 1922 nucleotides. Its product is annotated as glycosylinositol phosphorylceramide mannosyl transferase 1-like. Gene Ontology annotation, molecular function: glycosyltransferase activity. Lineage: Eukaryota; Viridiplantae; Streptophyta; Magnoliopsida; Rosales; Rosaceae. The record is from RefSeq and is a predicted model, not a curated record. The transcript has 5 exons. The coding region runs from base 334 to 1290 and encodes 318 amino acids. Gene Ontology annotation, cellular component: membrane.